GCCGCCAGAAGAUCCUGAUAAGGAAGAAGAAGGGAUAGCCUGAGCUAGCUGAACCAGCGAACCUGAAGCCUCGUGCAAUGAAGAGGAGAGUUGAAACGGCCUUGAGCUGCUCAAGCCAGUGUUCGCCACAAUCUGCUGGCACCAGCGCUUGAACGUGCCUCAUAAUUGAAAUUUCAAGUUGCUCGAGGGCAUACCACCAUACCACCAUACCACUUUGCGCUCUAAGAGCGACGCCUGGAAAAGGGCGUUAGAAAACGGCGCACGAAAUGAAGAUCGCAGUGGAAGGAUGUGCCCAUGGAGACCUUGACAACAUCUACGCAACACUGCAGCAUCUAGAACGGGUCCAGAACACCAAGAUCGACCUUCUUAUCUGUUGCGGCGACUUUCAGGCGGUUCGCAAUGAGCAGGACCUGGAGUCCCUGGCGUGCCCGCCCAAGUUCCGGGCAAUGAACACGUUCUGGAAGUACUACUCGGGCGCGGAGAAGGUGCCCAUUCCCACGGUCUUUGUCGGCGGAAACCACGAGGCGUCCAACUAUCUCUGGGAGCUUUACUACGGCGGUUGGGCCGCUCCCGACAUCUUCUUCCUCGGCUUCGCGGGCGUGGUCACCUUCGGCGGCAUCCGCAUCGGCGGGCUGUCCGGCAUCUUCAAGCACCACGAUUUUCGGACGGGGCAUUACGAGCGUCCGCCGUACAAUCCGUCCGACAUGAAGUCGGUGUACCAUGUCAGAGAGUAUGAGGUGCAUAAGCUGAAGCGGAUACGGGAGCCGUUGGACGUGUUCGUGUCGCACGACUGGCCGCGGGGGAUCGCGAACUACGGGGACAAGGAGGGGUUGCUGCGAUACAAGCCUUAUUUUAGACAAGAGGUAGAGAGCAACACGCUCGGAAGUCCCCCCGGGGAGGAGCUCUUGCACGCGCUGCAGCCCACGUACUGGUUCGCCGCCCACCUCCACUGCAAGUUCGCCGCUCUAGUUCCCCACAAGAACGGCCAAUCGACGCGCUUCCUCGCGCUCGACAAACCGCUCCCUAACCACCGCUUCCUUCAGAUUAUCGACGUCGAAACGAAAGGCCCGCUCCGCUUCGAGUACGACCCCGAAUGGCUGGCGAUCACGAGGUCGUACGACGCACAUUUGCCGCUGAGUAAAGCCCCCUUCCGACCACCGCGGCCCCCUUUAGACCUGACGGCAUCCCGGAAAUGGGUGGAGCGCACGCUAGAAACGCGGGGCCGGACUGUUCCGCUCAACUUCGAGGUGACGGCUCCGGUGCACGAUCCGCUGAACCGGAGUCGGCAUUUUGGGCCCGCAGGUCACCUUAGGAACCCCCAAACGGAAGCCUUUCUCCGGAUGCUCGAGUUGCCCUACCGACUGGACCAUGCGGCGCCCCCUUCUGGAUUCCGAGAAACGAGCGUGGAGCCGCAACAAACAGGAGUCUCUACCGCCAAUCCUGAGGAGAUAGAUCUAGAUGACUUACCUGACGAUGAUGCACUAGACGACGAUGGACUGCCCGAUGACGUCGACGAGCUCGCUCAAAGUGUCCAUACAUGAUUUACCGCCUAAACCUGGCUUCGGAAGCUUGUAUUGAUCCAAGUCUUGGACAUACACAAGAACCAGAUGCGUAUUUGGCAAUUUUCUGACUUGCAUCUAAGUCCAAUGUAGCGCAGUUGGCAACCCCAUGACUCAUGGUGCAAUCAGUGUCUGGAUGCAGUUUGCGUUGCGAUCGAUCCUACAGCAGCUACCUUUUGUAUAGCCUUGUAUGAUGAGAUUGGAUCCUUUCUUAAGGUCCUUAGAAACGGUACAUGAUGCAGGAUUUAACCGUCACACCGGGU
This is a messenger RNA of Klebsormidium nitens, 1822 nucleotides long. The record is from the annotation of a GenBank genome assembly. Lineage: Eukaryota; Viridiplantae; Streptophyta; Klebsormidiophyceae; Klebsormidiales; Klebsormidiaceae.